Drosophila rhopaloa is the source of this 3522-nucleotide messenger RNA. It is a transcript of the gene Hsl, whose product is annotated as hormone-sensitive lipase. Gene Ontology annotation, molecular function: triacylglycerol lipase activity; sterol ester esterase activity. The record is from RefSeq and is a predicted model, not a curated record. The coding region runs from base 118 to 2763 and encodes 881 amino acids. The transcript is spliced from 4 exons. Gene Ontology annotation, biological process: cholesterol metabolic process; triglyceride catabolic process. NCBI's taxonomy places the organism in Eukaryota, Metazoa, Arthropoda, Insecta, Diptera, Drosophilidae. Gene Ontology annotation, cellular component: cytosol.
CAGGCACACUGGCCAGCAUUCGGUUAGUUAGGUCGAAUAGUUAUGUUUAGAAGCCGCAAUAGUUGGGCCAAUUAGAAAUGUAUUAAACUAAAAGUCUGGAGCCCUUAUUCUUGCACAAUGAUUGACGCGGCUUGCGCGGAACGGGGAAGCCCCAAGUUUAUUGCCCUCUUUAACGACAAUCUGAAACUGGGCCACGGGGACGAGGACAACCCACAGCCAUUGAAUGGAAAAGACGCUUACGCACCCGCACCCGCCGACCUGCAGACGGCCUAUGGAACCUUAUUCGCCGCCUGCCAGGAUCACGCCGCCUUCUUCGCCAAGGAUCACACCGAAUUUGGCCAGCGCCUGCACGCCGCCCACAUUGCCUGGCAGGAUUUCAUCGUCCUGGCCAACCGGCUGGUCAUCCAGAUCGAAGCCUUUGCCCACGAGUACGACUUCGACGAGCAGACGCCGGGCAAUGGCUACCGCAGCUUCAUCUAUGUGACCAACGCAUGCAUCACGCAUGGCAUCAACAUCUGCCACCAGCUGAUGGCCACCCGCUCCGCCUUGUUCUUCCGCAAGAAGUUCUACAUGAAGGAGGUGGAGGCGUGCUCGCAGCUUCUAUCCUCGCUGUGCACCUGCCUGCAGUACCUGCUGAUCCUGCGCCAGUGGUCGGCCAACACGGGGGAUCUGUUCGCCUGCGGAAACCACACGGCCGAGCAGCUCUUUGAGCUCGGCGACACCAUUAACCAGUAUUGCUUUUACGGCCGCUGCCUGGGCUUCCAGUACGGCGACUCCAUACGCGGCGUACUCCGCUUUCUGGGCAUCAGCAUGGCCAGCUACUCGGAGUCCUACUACUCCCAGGAGGGCGAUGGAGCCAUCGUUAAGACCACCCGCAGUCUGUGGACCAGUGGAAAGUACCUAAUGAAUCCAGAACUACGCGCCCGCCGAAUCGUUAACAUCUCGCAGAAUGCCAAGAUCGACUUUUGCAAAUCCUUCUGGUUUCUGGCCGAGUCCGAGCUGAUGCACAAGCUGCCCAGCAUUGUGGGAAGUUCCAUAAAGGUGAACCGGCUGAUAGAGCUGCCAGCCGAACCGUUGAAGCUUCCGCGUCGAAAGGACUUCAAGUCGUCGCCAAAUCCCAGCAGUGAUGUCAAUCAGAACCAAGGCGAUGAUGACUUUGUGGAGAUUCCUGUGCCCUCGGCUCAUUUGGGACCUGGUCUGCCUGUUUCUGUUCGCCUGCUGAGCGCCAAGAGAAGAUCGGGAAUGCUCGGCGAGGGUCGCUAUCGCGGCUGGCACAAGCCCACACCGCCGAGUCCUUCGAUUCUGUUCCACUGCCAUGGCGGUGGCUUUGUGGCCCAGUCUUCGAAGUCCCACGAACUGUAUUUGCGCGACUGGGCCGUGGCCCUGGACUGUCCCAUUCUAUCGGUGGAUUACAGUUUGGCGCCUGAGGCUCCAUUUCCACGCGCUUUGCAGGAGGUGUACUACGCUUACUGCUGGCUUCUGAACAAUACCGAACUGCUGGGCACGACGGGUGAGCGGAUUGUGUGCGCUGGAGAUUCGGCUGGCGCGAAUCUGUCCAUUGGAGUGGCCCUCAAGUGCAUCGAGCAGGGAGUUCGAGUGCCGGACGGACUGUUUCUGGCCUAUUGCCCAACCCUCGUUAGCUUUGUACCCAGUCCUGCCCGCCUGCUCUGCCUGAUGGAUCCCCUGCUGCCCUUUGGCUUCAUGAUGCGAUGCCUUCGUGCCUAUGCAGCACCAGCCCAAGAGACGCUACAGGAGAAUGCCAGGCAUGUGGAGGAUGCCGCCCAGAUACGCAAUGCCCCGAAGUCGAACAUGGGGAGCUUGAACUCCAGUCGCCGCACCUCCAUAGCCAGAAGUCCCCUGACGCCGCUGGAGGCCAAUACCGAGCACGAUGACGAGAGUAGCGAUACCUUCGCUAGUGCCUCGGCCUCUUACCACAGCCAGACUGUGGAGCGAACCGAUCUACCCAACAGCGAGGGCGACAACAGUUCGUGUGUGUCCUUCGAAGACGACUCGCAGCCCAUUGUCCACUAUCCAGUAGAAAUAUCCGCCGACCCACCUAAGGACCCCACCUCUGCCGCCUACAUUGACAACUUCCUAGACAAGUAUCUAAUUGACACCGCCACCAUGGAGGUAACCGAAGAAACUGCAGCCGAGGCAGCCCAAGUUCAGGCGAAUGGACAUGCUAAGAUCAGUUCGGAUGACGAUAUUCUGGUUGAGACAGGUCGUGAUCUCGUCGCGAUGGAUACACUGCAGGGACGACUCCAGGAAGCCGUGAACAACAUAACCAACACCUUGACUCGCUGCACGCAAUCCUACGAGAUUCAUGGAAGCAACGGGUGUCAGCAGGACGUGCGCAACAUGGACGCGCUUUUAGCAAGGAGCCCCAGCGAGGAGUUUGCAUUCGAUGUGCCUAAGGAUCCAUUUUUAUCGCCCUACUGGGCCAGUGAUGAAUGGCUAUCCCAGCUGCCGGAGACCAAAAUACUUACUCUGAAUAUGGAUCCCUGUCUGGAUGACUGCGUUAUGUUCGCCAAAAAACUGAAAGGCCUUGGUCGCCAAGUAAACUUGGAAAUAUUGGAGGGGCUUCCGCACGGAUUUCUUAAUUUCACCAUGCUAUCCAACGAAGCCAUGGAAGGAUCCAAGCUCUGCAUAAAAUCUCUACAGACGUUGCUUCAGACAGAUCCGAAGCACAAAAAUAAUGACAAAGGCAGCUCGCUGGACGACGAGGAGUCUUCCAGUCCCAGUGCAAGUUUGGCUGCUUCAUAGGACGAAUUUCAAUCGGUCUAUAUGCCUAUAGGACUGGAGAAUCCAAUACCCGACGAGGAACAAUAAAACGACGAUGGUACAUUGUAAGUGACAAUGGGGUUUCAAAAUCACUGUAAAAUAUUGUCACCUGUAUUGGAUUUCUCCUUUCGCAUAGGCGUGUAAAUCGAAUUUUGUUAUGCGCAGGAACGAAUUGUUCAUUGUUAUACGCACUCUUCUUGCUUUUUUAUUACUUUGUAAUCUCAAACAUUUUUUAUACACUUUUAUAUGACACAGCUUUCCAUGUUUUAUAUACUCACAAAAUAUGUAUAGGAUAUAUAUAGCUUUUAGCAUAAGCAAGCCAAGUAUGCAAGUAUUGGAAGCGUGUAAACACGCACUAUUUAUUAAUGCUCUUGAUUCCAGGCACACACUCGCUAAGCGCUGUUUAAUGCAAAACUCCCGAAUAUGUGCCUGAUACGAAACGAGUACUUACUUAUAUACAUGUGUAUGAAUUAUUCGCCCAUUACCCUUAUUUUCACACUCCCCGAUAGUGUGUCCAGAUUUUUUGGCACUAUGGAGGCUAGCGGAGUUAAACUUAAACUAUGUUGGAGAUAUGCCUAGUUUUCUUUGCCUAUCCCACGCGAACCCGUCUGAAUGUAUAUCUACGGUACACCAGGUGUUUGAUAUACUAUUACAAUUUAUAUAUGUUUGCAAUCUCUUCCCUUAAACUAUACCCAGUGUUAUACAUAAAAUUCGAAUAAAUGGUUAUUACCCUUAAAACGA